AUGCUGUUAGUUGGUUUGUCAGCGCCAAUCUCAGUUGCCCCUAUUUAUAGUGCACCUAUAAUCAGUGCUCCUAUCUUAGCACCUGCAGUCUCUACAGCUAACUUAUACAAAGCCGCUCCUAUACCCAUCGUGAGGCAAGUAGUGACACCUGUCAUAUCAACUCCGAUUAUUAAAGUGCCGGUAGCCAACUACGGUCUAGGUCUGGGCAUCGGAAAAGGUCUGGACUAUAACCUAAACCUCGGUCUAGGUCUCAGCAAAGGUCUGGAUUACGGACUUGGAUAUGGAUGGGGAAAGUAU
Molecule: messenger RNA, 297 nt
Organism: Brenthis ino (lesser marbled fritillary)
Lineage: Eukaryota; Metazoa; Arthropoda; Insecta; Lepidoptera; Nymphalidae
Source: the annotation of a GenBank genome assembly